AUGCACCAACGACAGUCCGCCAGGUCAACCCUACUUUUCACCAUUCUGCUCGCUGCAACUAGCGCAUCAGCAACAGCAGCUAGUCCAAGCAAAAGGACGGAAUGCAUCACCUCCCGCCCCUCUGAGCUCAUAUCUGUUGCGGCAUGCGGCCACAAGGAGACCCUUCGCCAAUGCUUCUCCAACCCGGACCAUUACGGCUGGGGAGUCAACGCUCAGGCCCAGGACCUGAAAGUCUGCUUCCUCAACGCUGGCUGCACCCCAGAGGCCGCGCAGAUAGAGGCAGAAUGGACCAUCCGCCGAUGCGAUGAGGGUCACAGAGACCUCCGCAAGCGCCGGGAUCCGCAAGAGCCGAUAUCUCCGCCCGCGGUCCCGAUUGCCGCCCGGAUGUAUGACUCGCUGGCACCCACACCGACGCCCACCGCAUACGUUGACGCCCGCAGUGAUGGCAUGUUCGCCAAACGACAGGACCAACCGCCUCAACCCACUGCACAGCCGCAGCUGUUGGGUGGUUUUAUGCUCUUCGAAUGCUACAGCACGGCGACGACCAGGCAGGAGGUGUGCACGAUGGCCCCGGGUAGUAGCCGACAGGAGUGUGCCGAAGCCGACGUGCCAUACUACAAGUGCAUAGACGGCAAGAUCUGCCGUCCGGACGACAAGGGACUCCCGGGCUGCGUGGAUGCUACCGAGAAGAUCACGACGUCCGGUUUCGUCGUGGCCGGCAUCCUGGGCAUCACCAUUGUUGUGGCCACAAUCACCAUCUGCACCUGCUGCAUCCGCGACCGCAACGCCAGCAGGCGGCUGCGCAAGGCCAGCGAGCUGGCCGCCGUGCAGCGCCAGGCCCUCGCCAAUGCUACCAAGCCGAGGCCGACCAUAGAUGUGCGCACCGUAAGCAGCAGCAGUGAGCCGCUGAUGGGUGGUGGUGGUGGUGCUGCUGCUGCUGAUGGUGUCGCGCAGACUGAAGGUGCUGCAUACGUUUCGCCACACCCAGGGGCACAGCACGACCCAUUUUCUGAGAGCGUGCCAUACCACGACCGUAGAUGA
This is a messenger RNA of Pyricularia pennisetigena, 1041 nucleotides long. RefSeq lists its product as uncharacterized. NCBI's taxonomy places the organism in Eukaryota, Fungi, Ascomycota, Sordariomycetes, Magnaporthales, Pyriculariaceae. The transcript has a single exon. The coding region runs from base 1 to 1041 and encodes 346 amino acids. The record is from RefSeq and is a predicted model, not a curated record.